Molecule: messenger RNA, 1800 nt
Organism: Effrenium voratum
Lineage: Eukaryota; Dinophyceae; Suessiales; Symbiodiniaceae
Source: the annotation of a GenBank genome assembly
AUGAGCAUCAUGAGGCAUGAGGUCUCAAGCUUACUUCGUCACCGCUCCAUGAGUGGCCUGGAGUGGCGGCAGCUACUUUUAUUGUGGAUACCGCUGGCAUGGCUUCUGUACUUCAUGAUGCUGGCCGUUCUGACAGCGAUCUACACUGCAGUCCGAAAGCGAAGUGCAAGGAAGCUUACGGAGGAAGAGGUCAACGAAGGUGAUGAUGCCGCCGUGAAGCGUGCGCACAGCAGGCGCUUCUCCACUGUUCCUAUGGGCGAUGAUGAGGAGGACACCACGCGGCAGGAAACAGUCCAAUCUGGCUACCAGACCUGGUUCUUUGGAUUGUUCCUUUACUGCCUGUGGAUUCUGGUCCCCAUUUUGUCGCAGGUCCAGCUUGCUUGGCUGACCUGCGAGCAGUACUUUGGCUUUGGAUGGGAUGCCACGGCGAAGCAAUUUAUCUUGAUAUAUGUGAUCUCACAUGUGCUCCUCUUCCUGGCCACAAAGUUCAGCGGUCAAGUGAAGACCUUCUUCCUGCAGCCGAGCCCAUUGGCCGAAGCGACCCACAUCGCCAUUUUUCCCAGAGACAAGACCAAAGGGCUUGCAAAGUUGGAAGUUGUGCGAGUAAGGCACUUUGAGGAAGAUGCAGGAAGUCCAGUAGAAGGCCGCUACUAUGAGCAUACCUGUGUGCGCUACCUUUGGUGUGAAGAUGCCCGGCGCUUUCGUCCAUCGGGAUUGACUGCCCCCACUGGCGAGGAGGCCUAUCAGGCGCUUGAUCGCGGCGGCCUGGACGAGAAGAUUGCGUUGGCUCGUCUUGCAAAGCAAGGAAGCAACACCAUCAAAGUGAAAGUCAAAGGCAUUCUGGCGUCAUUGAUGGCUGAAUAUUCAGAGCCGACGUACGUAUUUCAAAUGAUGUGCAUUUGGUGCUACCUGUUCUGGAAUUCCUGGAAUGUUGCAUUCCUCUGGGUUUUGCUGGUCUUCGGGAGCGGAGCAUGGACCAGCUUGAUGAUUCUUCGUCGGAAUCAACAGCAGAUUGCUGAAAUGGCAGCGGCUGGAGCAACACGAACGCAGAAAGUCCUCCGCAGCGGGCAAUGGAUGGAUGUGAAGGUCACGGACUUGACGGUCGGGGAUGUUGUUCAGGUGUGUGAUGGCAUAGUAUGCGCCGACAUUGUGCUGGUGUCGGGCAGCGCAGUAGUCAAUGAGAGCAUGCUGACCGGGGAACCCAUGCCCCUGCAGAAGGUAGGAAUCGAGCAGAAUUCUAAGCUGGCGUUUGACUACAAGAGGCAAGGGAAGAAGCACGGUCUGUUUGCAGGAACGGAGAUCUUGCAAAGUGUUGCAGACGAAGCAGCCAAUGCGAGCCGUGGAUCUACCUUUGCUGUUGGAGUGGUGAUGGCAAUCGGCGGAAGGACGACCAAAGGCAAACUCAUUCGAAUGGUGCUCUAUCCUGCAACCGUGAAGUUCAAAUACACAGAGCAGCUGCCUAUCGUUUACAGCUUCAUGACACUUUGGGCGAUGAUUUGCUUCGUGAACACCUUGCUGUUCCAGGGGCAGGGUUGGGUCAACGGCUGCUUCGCAGGCAUGGCCUUCCUCACUCAAGCGGUGAACCCGAUGAUGGCCGUGUCCUUCACCUUGGGCCAAAGCUGUAGCGCGGGGCGGCUGAGCGAAGGCGGCAUCGCCUGCCUGAACAUUGGAAGGCCGGAGCUCGGGCCGAGCGCGGCGAUUUGUUCUUGUGGCUCAAAAUUAAACGAUGGGAGGGGUUACGCGGGUUUUGGUCCAUGUUUCCACUUACCAGGGCAAGCCAUCUUGGUACCGGUUUUUUGA